Molecule: messenger RNA, 860 nt
Organism: Plutella xylostella (diamondback moth)
Lineage: Eukaryota; Metazoa; Arthropoda; Insecta; Lepidoptera; Plutellidae
Gene: l(3)73Ah
Product: polycomb group ring finger 3-like lethal (3) 73Ah
Source: RefSeq, a predicted model, not a curated record
AACGCAAUCAUUAUUUGACUUUUCAUCGUAUUGUAUAGUGGACGCAUUUUCUUUCCAAAUAUUAUUUUGUUUUCAUUUUAAUUUUAAGAUAGGUAGUUUCCCAAAUGAUUUUAUCAUAGUUGUAGUUUAAGGAUGACAAUGGAACGGCGGAUAAAAUUGAAAACACUCAACAGUCAUAUAACUUGCAAAAUUUGCCGUGGAUAUUUCAUAGACGCAACCACGGUCACAGAAUGUCUACAUACGUUCUGCAAAAGCUGUCUAGUUAAGCACUUGGAGGAGAACAACACAUGCCCGACAUGCACCAUCGUGAUCCACCAGUCCCACCCGCUGCAGUACAUCAGCUUCGACCGCACCAUGCAGGAUAUUGUCUACAAACUCGUGCCCGAUCUACAGGAUAACGAACUGAAACGCGAGCGUGACUUCUACCGCGCGCGCGGGCUGCCCUGCCCGAAGGACGCGGCGCUGGCCGGCGACAAGGCGGGCGGCGGCGACGACGCAGAACAGGCUGAUAAUACGGACUGCCAUCGGAAGGAUGAACAGGUGAACGUCUGCCUCGAGUGCAUCUCCACGUCGCUACGGACGCUCAAGCGCAGCUUCAUCCGCUGCUCGGCGCAGGCCACCAUCACGCACCUCAAGAAGUUUGUCGCUAAAAAAGUGCUCAAUGGAAUGGAGAAGUAUAGAGAGAUCGACAUCCUGUGCAACGACGAGCUGCUGGGCAAGGACCACACGCUCAAGUUCGUGUUCGUGACGCGCUGGCGCUUCCGCGACCCGCCGCUGCGGCUGCAGUACCGGCCCAAGAUCGACCUGUAGACUCAGUACCAAGAUCCACCUGUAGAUUACUUCAUGCAGAUCCAUCUGUA